Molecule: messenger RNA, 1038 nt
Organism: Fusarium oxysporum Fo47
Lineage: Eukaryota; Fungi; Ascomycota; Sordariomycetes; Hypocreales; Nectriaceae
Product: S-adenosyl-L-methionine-dependent methyltransferase
Exons: 11
Coding region: 1-1038 (345 amino acids)
Molecular function (GO): methyltransferase activity
Source: RefSeq, a predicted model, not a curated record
AUGGCGAAUGACAAAUCUAAGAGUUCCUCGCCAGCUGCAGAACAAUCACCUCCUCGAGAUGCUGAUAGCCCUGAAGAGGCUCUCCUCGAAGCGGGUGAUGACGACUCAGCACUUGGAGUUACCGAUGAUGAGUUAUCGACCGCGUCUUUGCGCUCCAGUAUUUACGAAUACCAUAUGAUCAAUGGUCGCGGAUAUCAUAAAGAUGAGAAAUACUGGCUUCCUAGUGAUCAAAAUGAAUCAGAACGCCUAGAUCUCCAGAACCACCAGCUCCUCUUAACUUUUGGCGGCAAGAGGUACUUCUCUCCCAACGCUGACACAGCAAAGCGAGUCCUUGAUGUCGGAACUGGCACGGGAAUUUGGGCGGUCGAGUUUGCCGAUGAACAUCCCCACGCUGAGGUCUUUGGUAUCGAUAUUGCUCCCAUACAGCCAGACUUCGUCCCUCCGAACUGUACCUUUGAGAUCGACGAUGCUGAGAAAGAAUGGACGUGGACUAAGCCCUUCGACUAUAUCUUCGUCCGUCUCAUGGUCGGCAGCAUAGCAGACUGGAACAAGCUGAUCCGCCAAUGCUACGAGAACUUGGAGCCCGGAGGCUGGGUAGAAGUCAUCGACCCAGUAUUCCCCGCCAAAUCCGAAGAUGGAACCCUCAAGCCUGACUCACCCUUACACCGAUGGGACGAACUAACCGCCAAAGGCGCCUUAGCUCUCGGUCGUCCCUUUGACGAAGGCGUGAACCACGAAAAGCGUCUUAAAGAAGCUGGCUUUGUCAACGUCACGCGAAAGGCGUUUAAAUGGCCUACCAACACUUGGCCCAAGGAUCCAAAGUUCAAGGAGAUUGGGCUCUGGACCCUUGCUAAUAUCGAGAGGAAUCUUGAGACUAUUAGUAGCUUUUUGUUGAGGCAGGGACUUGGGAUGAGUCAUGAGGAGAUUCUAAUGUUUAUUGCUGAGGUUAGGGCUGAGAUGAGGAAUUUGAAGGUCCAUGCUUAUUGGGAGGUGUUUGUUGUUACUGGGCAGAAACCAGAGGAGCAAGCCCAAGAGUAG